GUUUUAGCUGAGUGGUACAGGGUUUUGACAGCUGUCAAACCAACUCGGCCAUUUUCGUGGCUACUUUUGAAGAAAGAAGAUCAAAGAAAGUAAUCUUGUUUCAAUUUAUUGUAAAAUUAGACAAUGCCAGCUUUGGACGAGAUUAAAUCCUCAUGGGCGGAUGAGGUUGAGUUGGAUUCCGGCUCAUUGCCGGCACCGACCGAGGUAAUCGAAAACAAUCAGAAAGUGGUCACCGAAUAUAAAUACAACAAGGAUGACAAAGUGGUAAAAGUAGUCCGAACUUACAAGAUCACUCGUUUAGUGGUCCCGAAGAGUGUGGCAAAGCGGAAGGCUUGGCAAAAGUUUGGCGAUUCGACUCAUGACAAGGCUGGACCGAAUCCGGGAACUACUAUGGUGUCGGAAGACAUCUACAUGCAGUUUGUGAGCAACAAGGAAGAGGAACAAAAACCGGACAAUGCAUUGGAUACGCUGAAGGUUGCCAAGUGUCGUAUUUGCGAGGGCGAACAUUGGUCGGUGCAGUGUCCUUACAAGGGAACUACGUAUGAGACUACCAAAACCAAGCCGCAACCAUCUGUUCAACCGGAAACAACAACCCAGCAUUCCGUUAAGAGUGGAAAGUACGUACCACCGAGUAUGCGCGAUAGUCAGAAGGUUGGUAUGGGCGCGAAUCCAAGAGGACGUGACGAUACGACCGCAAUCCGUAUAUCCAAUUUAUCGGAAGCUAUGACCGAAGCCGAUUUGGAGGAACUGGUGAAGAAGAUUGGUCCGCACAGCAAAAUGUUUUUAGCUCGGGACAAAAAUACCGGACUCUGUAAAGGUUUCGCCUACGUUCACUUCAAGUCCCGCCGCGAUGCUGCUACAGCUAUUGAGUUGCUCAACGGGCAUGGUUACGAUCAUUUGAUUCUGAACGUGGAAUGGUCCAAGCCGCAGAAUCCACAGUAGAGUAUUGGGGUAAAAUAUGUACGUUGGAAUAUUGUUUGGGGAAAAAAUAUGGUUGAAUAAAUGAGGAGAUAAAUGGUAA
Messenger RNA from Topomyia yanbarensis, 1021 nucleotides. It is a transcript of the gene eIF3g1, whose product is annotated as eukaryotic translation initiation factor 3 subunit G. The record is from RefSeq and is a predicted model, not a curated record. Gene Ontology annotation, cellular component: cytoplasm; eukaryotic translation initiation factor 3 complex. The coding region runs from base 124 to 942 and encodes 272 amino acids. Lineage: Eukaryota; Metazoa; Arthropoda; Insecta; Diptera; Culicidae. The transcript has 3 exons. Gene Ontology annotation, molecular function: translation initiation factor activity; RNA binding.